Messenger RNA from Maylandia zebra (zebra mbuna), 4757 nucleotides. RefSeq names its product protein NLRC3. Gene Ontology annotation, molecular function: protein binding. Lineage: Eukaryota; Metazoa; Chordata; Actinopteri; Cichliformes; Cichlidae. The record is from RefSeq and is a predicted model, not a curated record.
CAUGAGAGCCAGACCAAAGCUCAGAGGAACCAACCUGGACCUACACCUAGCUGUGUGUCCUUACAGAGCAGCGACUCUAAAUAUCACUACGUUGAUUUUAAAGCCCAGCAAGCGUCUGCUGCAGAGAGAGUUGACCGGGAGAGCUCAAAGAUUCCCAGCGGUCAGUCUUCCCAGCAGCAUCAAACAGAUCUGAACCCUAUAUUUAUGGUCCUGCAGGACAACAUCAUCACUUUUGUGAGAAACGAACUGGAGAGGAUACAAAAGGUUCUAAGCUCAGAUAACUCAGAAUACUUGCAAUGUCAAGGGGGUUGUGCGGAUGUUUUGGAAGAUGAGGAUGAAGAGCAGAGGAGGAGCACCAAAGAGGCAUUUGUGAAGAUCACACUGCACUUCUUAAGGAGAAUGAAGCAGGAGAAGCUGGCAGCCAAUCUAAAGACCAGAACUUCCAUUAGGAACUGGCAUUGGAGUCAGCAUGAACUUAAGUCAAACCUGAAGAAGAAGUUCCAGUGUGUGUUUGAGGGGAUUGCUAAAGCAGGAAAUCCAACCCUUCUGAAUCAGAUCUACACAGAGCUCUACAUCACAGAGGGAGGGACUGCAGAGGUCAAUGAUGUGCAUGAGGUCAGACAAAUUGAAAAAGCAUCCAGGAAACCAGACAGUCUAGAAGCAAUAAUGAGACAAGAAGAUGUCUUUAAAGCCUCACCUGAAAGAGAUGGAACAAUCAGAACAGUGCUGACAAAGGGAGUGGCUGGCAUUGGGAAAACCGUAUCAACUCAGAAAUACACCCUGGACUGGGCUGAAGACAAAGCCAACCAGGACAUCCAGUUCAUAUUUCCAUUCACCUUCAGAGAGCUGAAUGUGCUGAAAGAGGAAAAGUUCAGCUUGGUGGAACUUGUUCAUUACUUCUUUAAAGAAACCAAAGAAGCAGGAAUCUGCAGCUUUGAAGACUUCCAGGUUGUGUUCAUCUUUGAUGGUCUGGAUGAGUGUCGACUUCCUCUGGACUUCCACAAAACUGCAAUCCUAACUGACCCUAGAAAGUCGACCUCAGUGGAUGUGCUGCUGAUAAAUCUCAUCAGGGGGAAACUGCUUCCCUCUGCUCGCCUCUGGAUAACCACACGACCUGCAGCGGCCAAUCAGAUCCCUCCUGGAUGUUUUGACAUGGUGACAGAGGUCAGAGGGUUCACUGAUCCACAGAAGGAGGAGUACUUCAGGAAGAGAUUUAGGGAUAAAAAGCAAGCCCACAGAAUCCUCUCCCACAUCAAGACAUCACGAAGCCUUCACAUCAUGUGCCACAUCCCAGUCUUCUGCUGGAUCACUGCUACAGUUCUGGAGGAUGUGCUAAAAACCAGAGAGGGAGGACCACUGCCCAAGACCCUGACUGAGAUGUACAUCCACUUCCUCGUGGUUCAGGCCAAAGUGAAGAAGGUCAAGUAUGAUGGAGGAGCUGAGACAGAUCCACACUGGAGUCCAGAGAGCAGGAAGAUGAUUGAGUCUCUGGGAAAACUGGCCUUUGAUCAGCUGCAGAAUGGAAAACUGAUCUUCUAUGAAUCAGACCUGACAGAGUGUGGCAUUGAUAUCAGAGCAGCCUCAGUGUACUCAGGAGUGUUCACACAGAUCUUUAAAGAGGAGAGAGGACUGUACCGGGACAAGGUGUUCUGCUUCAUCCAUCUGAGUGUUCAGGAGUUUCUGGCUGCUCUUCAUGUCCAUCUGACUUUCAUCGACUCUGGACUCAAUCUGCUGGAAGAACAACAAACAACCUCCCAGAAGUCUGAAACAAGAGAAUCUGCAGAGAAACACUUCUACCAGAGUGCUGUUGACAAGGCCUUACAGAGUACAAAUGGACACCUGGACUUGUUCCUGCGCUUCCUCCUUGGUCUUUCACUGCAGACCAAUCAGACUCUCCUACAAGGUCUGCUUACACUGGCAAGAAGUAGCUCACAGACCAAUCAGAAAACAGUUGACUACAUCAAGGAGAAGCUCAGUGAGAAUCUGUCUGCAGAGAAAAGCAUCAAUCUGUUCCACUGUCUAAAUGAACUGAAUGAUUGUUCUCUAGUGGAGGAAAUCCAACAGUCCCUGAGAUCAGGAAGUCUCUCCGCAGAUGAACUUUCUCCUGCUCAGUGGUCAGCUCUGGUCUUCAUCUUACUGUCAUCAGAAAAAGAUCUGGAUGUGUUUGACCUGAAGAAAUACUCUCCUUCAGAGGAAGCUCUUUUUAGGCUGCUCCCAUUGGUCAAAGCCUCUAACAAAGCUCUACUGUCUGGCUGUAACCUUUUGGAGAGAAGCUGUGAAGCGCUGUCCUCAGUUCUCAGUUCAAUGAGAAUGGUGGACCUGAGUAACAACAACCUGCGGGAUUCAGGCGUUAAGCUUCUGUCUGUUGGACUAAAGAGUCCACACUGUACACUGGAAGCUCUCAGGCUGUCAGGCUGUCUGAUCACAGAGGAAGGCUGUACUUCUCUAACUUCAGCGCUGAGCUCCAACCCCUCCCAUCUGAGAGAGCUGGACCUGAGCUACAAUCAUCCAGGACCCUCAGGAAUGAAGCUGCUGUUGGCUGGACUAAAGGAUCCAAGCUGGAGACUGGACACUCUUAGAGUGGAGCCUGCUGGAGAACAAUGGCUGACACCAGGUCUGAGGAAGUAUUCCUGUCAACUCACAAUCGACACAAACACAGUUCACACAAACCUCCAGCUGUCUGACAACAACAGCCAGGUGACAUAUGUGGAGGAGGUUCAGUCGUAUCCUGAUCAUCCAGACAGAUUUGAUAUUUGCCCUCAGCUGCUUUGCAGAAAUGGUCUGACUGGUUGCUGUUACUGGGAGGUUGAGUGGAGAGGAAAUGUUCGCAUGUCUGUGAGUUAUAGAAGAACCAGAAGGAAAGGAGAGAGUCCUGACUGUGUGUUUGGAUGGAAUGAUCAGUCCUGGAGUUUGUGGUGCUCCAAUUAUAUUCCUCUUUGUGUCUGGCACAAUAACAUAAAAACAUCCAUCUCCAUCUCCUCCUCCUCCUCCUCCUCCUCCUCCUCCUCCUCCUCCUCUGUCUCUAACAGAGUAGCAGUGUAUGUGGACUGUCCUGCUGGCACUCUAUCCUUCUACAGAGUCUCCUCUGACACUCUGAUCCACCUCCACACCUUCAAUACCACAUUCAAUGAAACUCUUUAUCCUGGGUUUACAGUCUGGUCUGGUUCGUCAGUGACUCUGUGCCGGUUUGAGUGUAAAGAGCAUCCUCCUGUUAGAGAAACAGUCUGACUGUUGAACAGACUGUUGUUCAAUCUGUACAUAUCAGUCUCUUUUACUCAGUAACACGUUUUCAGAUUCAUGGAUUCAAUCAGUUCUUAAAAAGUUCUUUUAAACUGUUCUAAACGAUUCCUUGGAAACUUCUUCCUCUUCAGUCCUUAAAAAAUGGAAGCUACCAUUAUUCCAGGGUCCAGAUGUUUUUUUCUUUCUUUUUUCACUCAAAGCAUGGAAUUUACAGUGUCGCUCAUGCUGUGGUUAUUUGAGUCAUUUUUGGAAGCAGGACAGGAAGGAAGGUCUGAACAGAGAAGAUAAGAACACAGUUUUUGAGAAGACAUUUGGGAGUUUCAGCGGUACACCUAAAUUUAGCACAGCAACUCUACUACAUCAUUUCUGUGACCGGAUUGUUCAAUAACAGUACAAUCAUGUUGGUUUAUGGAAAGAUGUUCCUAAAUAGAUUUCAGUCUAAGCUGCUGUGGUUAAAUUGAUGUUUUUUGUUUCAGUAGGAGUGAAAUCUUCAGCUUAUCCCCGUUUAUGAAUAGUAAAUAAAGAAUAACGCCCAGUCUUAUUAUGGUAAAUGUAAUACAAAGGUCUACAGAUGUGUAUAUUUACAUAUGAUUUUGCAAAUGAUGUUAAAAUAGUCUUUUUUUUUUUUUUUAAAUGUAAUCAAAUAAUGUAAUCUGUGUGAUGAAAAGAGCGUGCUCUUUAGACUUAGUGUUGAUUCUGAAUCAAAUAGAAAAGCCUGUACUGGUCUGGUGUCAAGAGAAGUGGAAACUCAUUAUCAACUUUCUCAAGAGAAAUCAGAGUGGUGCAAGCCUGUCAAGAGGAUGUAAAAAAUGUUGUCUGAGAAUAUUUAGUUUUUAUUUCUUGUAGUUUGGUGCAGUGAUAAGAGAUAAUAUUUGAGAAUCUAUAUUUUAACCAAAUCACUGUGGAGUUAAAAUUUGGAAAUGUAAUUGUUGUUUUUCUCUGCUCACUUGUGUGGAGUUGAUUUGAAGCCGAGAAGACUUGGAUUACUUUCAACUGAGUAACUGCUUCCAUAUGUGGGUUUGCGCUAGCAAGACUGGGAGAAGAAUGCAUUACUGGCCAGGACUUGACUCUCUCCCUACUCUCUCAACCAUCCACAGACCAGUAGAUGAAAUUGUAAUCACCAUAGGGUAGAUUAGGAAGUUUAUGGAAUUUUUUUAAAUUAAUCUGACUGUAUAAUUGAGAUCAUCUGAUUAAGCGGUUUUCUUUGUUCCUGCAACAUUGCUUAAAUAAAUAUUCCAUUUGGAUUUAAAGUCUAUAUUGUCGAAAUUCCCUUUAUGGCUCUAAUAGUACAGGUUCAAACUUCUGUUUGAGUAUUGCAUCUUUAAAUGGCUCUUUCCAAAAGAGAACCCUUUUCAUGUCUUUUUCCACUCAAAGCUUCACAUUGGAUAUCAGUAUGUAGUGUUUCUCUGAAGCUUAGUUCACAACCAGCUCCUUUGCAUUUUCAACAAGAAAUCCAGCUUCAUGUUUAUCUUUCAUCAAAGCAGAAAAUGCUGAGCUCAGCAAAUCCAUUUAUUAUG